AUGGCAAGUCACCUUUCUUUCGUCGACCUCUUCCUGGAUAGAGGCAUUCGGGAUACUAUAUUGGCGCAUACUGCAAAGGAGGAUAUCUUGUCAUUGCGACUGGUUUGCAAUGAAUUGAGCAUCCAAACGGCAUCUUGCCUAUUUUCCAACAUUGAAAUUGAAUUCCGGAGCAGCACAUUUACUCGGCCUGCACGGAUGGCGGCGCUGGAGCGCAUCGGCGGGUUCAUCGAAACACUUACUUUUCGGAUUGCACAUUCGCCUCAAACCUUUCUACCACCAUUGCUUGAUCCCUUUACUGGAGAGGAGCAAACUUUUGUAUAUAUGCCCCAGGUCCAUACGUCUCAAUGCGCAGGUUCGAGGCUUAGCAUUCCCAAGUAUGGAUCGUGGGAAAUGACAGACUUGUUGACGAAGCAAUAUCCCCCACUGUUCCAUGCUGCCACCAACAUACCAUCUUUUAUUCGAGCAUUUACGGCCAUGCCUUCAAUCUCCCACCUGAUAAUCUCUUGCGAUCGCCAGGUCCCUGGUCAUCGAUACCGGCGCAGCGUUGUUGACUACGCUCUUAUUUCUCUUCGUAUAGCGGUUGAGCAGGCGCCGCUAGAGUGCCUUGAGACGCUGUCACUACUUCCUAUACAUCCCGCCGCUCUCCUUUAUCUUCGACACACACUUGGGUUUGGUGCAUCCCCAUCAGCACGGAAACGAUGGAUGCAGGUGCAAAAGCUACAUAUCCAUAUGGACAGUUUCCCCUUCGAAUGUGGCGAAAGCACGGACCACCUGAAACUUCUACAUUCAUACCUCGGGGGGUUUUCUUCCUUAAGAGAGUUCACUUUUCGCUGGAAAGGGAGCAAAGGCCCUUGCCCGCUCACUCUAUCAACGGAGCCCUGCCUCGACGCCUCCUCAAAUUCCCUACCUCUGCCUUCCGGACGCGGGAGCUCUGCAAGAUCAAAAUUACGGCCACUUAAGUUCCCAUCACUGCGGCAUAUGGAAGUGGAAAACGUGGUUCUGGACGCAUCUCAGGUUUCAUCCUUCAUCGUUGACCACAGACACACCGUCCGCGAGUUUAAUUUCGAAGAAACCGUCCUUCGCAGCGGGACGUGGGACGAAGCCCUAGAACCACUCACGCGCAAGGCCGUCAGCAGACGGCGGCGCAAGAAACCCUCGCCGGUGGAAGUCAUGGACGUGCCCAUCAUGCUUAGUCCGAUUGGUAUGGAUGCGCGCCAGUUCCAGAAAGUGCUGAUGCAAGAAACGAAGAGGAAAGAUCGCUCGAGGCAGUUUCGGGCGUAUACCAACUUUCAGCGGGCGACCUCAAAGACUCGUGGGCUGCUGUCAUGCGGGCCCGAUCAUAUGAGGCGGUUUCUUCGAUCUUCGAUGUUUAGUUGGCGAUGA
Coccidioides immitis RS is the source of this 1383-nucleotide messenger RNA. RefSeq lists its product as uncharacterized. Lineage: Eukaryota; Fungi; Ascomycota; Eurotiomycetes; Onygenales; Onygenaceae. The record is from RefSeq and is a predicted model, not a curated record. The coding region runs from base 1 to 1383 and encodes 460 amino acids. The transcript has a single exon.